AUAAAACGGGAGGUUUUGUCGGAAUAAGAUUCAAACGCUGUUUUCUGCAGUUUCUUCGUUUCUCUCUCUCUUUCUUCAGAAAAAAAGGCAGAAAAAAAAAACAUUCAAAGAAAGAAAGAGCAAUUCAUUCCAAUUACAAUGGCAGAUCAACUCACCGAUGAUCAGAUCUCCGAGUUCAAGGAAGCCUUCAGCUUGUUCGAUAAGGAUGGCGAUGGUUGCAUCACAACAAAGGAGCUUGGAACUGUCAUGCGUUCUUUGGGUCAGAAUCCCACUGAGGCAGAGCUCCAAGACAUGAUCAACGAAGUAGAUGCUGAUGGCAAUGGCACCAUUGACUUCCCUGAGUUCUUGAAUCUCAUGGCCAGAAAGAUGAAGGACACUGACUCUGAAGAGGAGCUGAAAGAGGCGUUCCGAGUGUUCGACAAGGACCAGAAUGGGUUCAUUUCUGCUGCUGAGCUCCGCCACGUGAUGACCAACCUUGGGGAGAAGCUCACUGACGAAGAGGUUGAUGAGAUGAUUCGAGAGGCUGACGUUGAUGGUGAUGGCCAAAUAAAUUAUGAGGAGUUUGUUAAGGUCAUGAUGGCCAAGUGAUGGUUGUAAUUCUGAUUUUACCAUGUUUCCUUGGUUUUUCUGACUCAACUCGCUGAAGCAGGAGUAAUAUGAUAAGACCUAUUCCUUAUUUUCAUUGAUGACUCUCCUAUGAGCUUGUUAUAGUUGCAUUGUUUUAGUAGGCUCCAAUCCAUACUCCAUCAACUCUUAUCUGUGCUUGCUUUCCACCCUUUUAGCAUUCAUAGCAAAAGUAGUUUCCCCAUU
This is a messenger RNA of Vigna angularis (adzuki bean), 810 nucleotides long. RefSeq names its product calmodulin-7. The coding region runs from base 139 to 588 and encodes 149 amino acids. The record is from RefSeq and is a predicted model, not a curated record. Gene Ontology annotation, molecular function: calcium ion binding; enzyme regulator activity. The transcript is spliced from 3 exons. Lineage: Eukaryota; Viridiplantae; Streptophyta; Magnoliopsida; Fabales; Fabaceae.